Molecule: messenger RNA, 2543 nt
Organism: Thrips palmi
Lineage: Eukaryota; Metazoa; Arthropoda; Insecta; Thysanoptera; Thripidae
Product: lysophosphatidylserine lipase ABHD12
Exons: 10
Coding region: 311-1498 (395 amino acids)
Biological process (GO): monoacylglycerol catabolic process; phosphatidylserine catabolic process
Cellular component (GO): endoplasmic reticulum membrane
Molecular function (GO): monoacylglycerol lipase activity; phosphatidylcholine lysophospholipase A1 activity
Source: RefSeq, a predicted model, not a curated record
UCGUAUUGAGAGCUAUGCUUAAUCACACUGCCAAGUACAUACGAUUCAGAAUAGGGGCAACAGCUGAUUUAGAAAGUCUACUUUUCUUUGAAAGUUUUCACUUUAUUUUUACUGUUUUGUUCUUCUACAUCCACUUUUUAUCUUGAGAUUAACUGUAUCACACCUUGGAUUUUUUAAAUCCUGACAGUAGUUGCAAAACGUCCUAGUCAGCUGUUCCUUUCUAUGCAACAUCAGCAUCAUCUUUUUUUUAAGUGACUGAUCACAAAGUGGGAGGCUUUCUUCUGGAUUGAACUGUUUCCUAAGGCACUGCAUGCAUCUUGGUUUAGCACGUGGAUUGCCUCAGCCUGUACUUUGUUUCUUACAAGCUCUUUCUUCAGCCCUGCCUCCCUCCACCAUUCCUUUUAGUGUAGUGUUUGAAGACCAUGUGAUGCGAAGGAUGCUGCUCCCAGGUAGAAGAAGAUUUCCUCGCAGGCUAUUGCUGGGCAGUGCUCAUCUGAUACUUUCAGUAUGUGUAUUCCUGUUUGUUGUGGUGCCUUUGAUCUUUCGCUACAGUUACACACUCCAAAGGAGUAUGUUAUUUUUGAAUUUUGUGAGAUGGCCAAGAAACUUCAAUUACAGUGCACCAGAGAAAGCUGGUCUGUCAGGAACAAGAAACUUCCACUUGACCUCAGAUGAUGGUAUUACACUCGGAGUUUGGCAAAUUUUGCCAGGUGUCCUUAUAAACGAGUCAAGGAAAGUAGAUGCUUCUGACGAAUGGUAUGAGGCACAGUUGAAAGAUGGGAAGCCUGUUUUUUUAUACAUGCAUGGAAACUCUGGGUCGAGAGCUGCAGAGCAUCGUCUUCAAUUAUAUAAAGUGCUGAGAAACAUGGAUUAUCAUGUUGUUGCAUUUGACUACCGCAGCUAUGGAGACUCAAGUCCAGUCGAACCUUCAGAAGAUGGCCUUGUGGCUGAUGGUAUGUUCAUGUACAAGUGGCUCCAGAAGCGUGUGGGUAACAGUCCUCUGUUUGUGUGGGGCCAUUCUCUAGGAACUGGAGUGUCUUCACAUGCCCUUGCCAAACUUUCCACUGAAGGUAUUGAAAGCUAUGGCCUUGUACUUGAAGCUCCAUUCAAUAACAUGAGGGAUGAGCUCAGAGCUCACCCAUUUGCCCAGGUGUUUGCCUUCUUACCAUGGUUUGAUAACUGCUUUGUCUGGCCUAUGUACAAUAAUGGUCUCAAAUUUGAUUCGGAUGUGCAUGUCUCUAAGAUUCGUGCACCGGUCGCUAUCCUUCAUGCUGAAGAUGACCGAAUUGUCCCGUUUCAUCUGGGGCAGAAACUUUACCAUUUUAUGCUAGAAAACCGCAGUGUGCAGUCUUUGGGAGAACAGUUUUGGAGAUUUGAGUCCAAAUUUGGCUAUGGCCAUAAGUACAUUUAUAAGGAUCAUUCUGUUCCUUAUAUUAUUAAGGAAUUUGUAGAAACCAGUAUUGAAAAGCGCAAGAAAUCUACCCAAAAGACAGAUUAAAUAUACCUUCAGAAGCAUUCCACAUUUCAGUAUUGCAACUCCUCUAAGCUGGAAAUAGCUUUAUCUAAUAUUUAAAAAUUGUGACUUAACUAUAGAAUAGUUGUCAAAAGAUAAGUGAUUAGCACAGUAGCAAGAGUGAAAUUAUUGCUAGCAAUUUUUGUGUGUUUCAUCUGCUACAUCUUUUAGAAUCAUGGCCUUUCACAAUUAUCUUCCAACAAAUCAAAAAUUUAUGGCAUUUAGAGAGCAUUUUAAUAUAUCUGUGAUUAAUGAGAUAGUAAUUUCUUUUAGUCCAUAUUGGUUGUGAAUGUUGUUUGUUAUAGCUAGUACUGUUCACCUUGUAAGUUAUAAUAUAACAUUCCCCAAAGGCUGUUUUAUCCUUAAUUUUCACUUAAUAUUGUAUUUAUUAGGCAAAUAUUGUACCAACCCCUCUAUUUUUUUAUUUGUGUCCUUUAGGUUUUGCCCCUGUUCUUUUUUUAACAUUAUUUUUAUAUACCUAAUUGGAACAUGUGUUACUUAGUCCCCGCCUAGACAAGAUAACAACCGAAAAUAGGGUUUGUAGUGGUCAUGAAGAUGACCAGUACAAGCCACGAGAAAAGCUCACCAGAACGGAGAUUCCCCUGGUUGUGCAGCGUUGCUAUGGUUGACCCCUGCAAACAAAACCGUGCAGUUGCUGGUAGAAAUGGGCUUGUUUCUCUCGUACUUUCUCUUCGUCGCCUAUUGCCGAUGUAAUGAUUGAAUAGUCCUGUAGCAAACUAGUUCACAACAGCCCCUCGCACAGCCCCACACUAGCUCCUGUGUACAGUUGUUCUACUGGAGCUUGGUGAGAAAUAAGUUUGUUCUUUUGUAACUAGUGAAUUCAUGACAUUCUUUACCAAAGAACUUUUUGUAAAUAUCAAACAGAAUGGGAUGUUCCUUUAAGUCUUGCACCUACUAGAGGAUUUUAUCUUUUAGCCCAUUCCAGGUGCCAGUAUGUACUAUUGUCUUUGAUUACUUUCAAAGACUUUGCCAAUGAAUGGAGUAUGAAUAAAAACAUCCAUUGCUUUAA